GAGUGCAUACAGACGACCCGGUGUGACGUUGACCUGCAGCUGGUUACUCGGAGAUAUCCCAGCAGUUACAGAAAAGCUGUGUGCUGCCUUGACAACAAAGGACACGAAAAAUAUGGCUGUGAGUGAUCGAAAUACUUCAUACGGAGUAGAACACGAGUACCGGAUAGCUUUGAUAGGACGAACAGGGAAUGGUAAAAGUGCAACCGCAAACAGCAUUCUUGGUAAGAAAGCCUUUAAGUCUAAACUGUCCGGGUCGUCAGUGACAAAGAGAUGUGAAUUCCAUACAGCAGAGCGCUUUGGCAAGACGUUGGUAGUAGUGGACACUCCGGGACUGUUUGACACGUCAUUAUCCAACGACGUUGUCGCAAAAGAAAUCAUUAAAUGCAUAGCAAUUCUCACUCCCGGACCACACGCCUUUAUUCUUGUUGUACAAGUUGGGCGCAUCACACCAGAAGAGCAGGACACAAUCACCCACUUCAGCCAAAUCUUUGGUGAAGAAUUCUUCAGGUACCUGAUUGUACUAUUUACACGAAGAGAUGAUUUAGAAAACGACGGUGUGACUAUUCAAGAGUAUGUCAACGAGGUUCCAGAGGAACUGAAAAUUAUUCUACGGAGAUGUGGUCACAAAUAUUUAGCGUUUGAUAACUCUCCUAGAGGUAAGAAAACUGACUUUGACGUACGCGAACUGAUGAGUAUGGUACAAACUAUCAUUAAUGAAACAGGAAAAUCUUACUUCUCGAAUGAUGUUUUUGAGAGAUCAGAACUAGAAUUUCAGCGAAGAGCAAAGGAGAUCAAACUUCAGGGAGAAGAGAAGAUAGCGCUGCAACAGAAGAAGAUAGAGAAAGAAAUGGAAGCCCAAAAAAAAACAAUUGAAGCACAGAAAAGAGAAAUAGAAGCCACAAGACUGGAAAUUCAUACACAGGAUCUGAAAAAUCUAACGGUGGAAACAAACAAUUAUGAAACAUCCAUGGAACUUGAAGAAACCCUUCGAAAAAAAGAGAUUAUGGAAAAGGAAAUGGAAGCAAAAAGAAAAGAAAUAGAAGAAAGGGAAAUUGAAAUUGCCAAAUUCGAACGUAAGAAAAAACUCGAAUUAGAGGAAAUGGAACGAAAACACCGAGAGGACACUGAAAACAUGCGUAACAACGUCCGAAAAGAAUACGAACGUGAAGAUAAGAAUGUCUUCGGCAAAUUAUUAGAUGUUGCAGGGUCAGCGGUGUUAUCUGUUGGAAAGUCAGUAGUUGGAUGGUUUUCCAGUUUGUUUUAAAUUUACCAUGCUUUCAUUGGACCUUUUGUGAAUGCUAAAUGUUAAAAACACAACAUUAAAAUGACGCUCUGUUGCAGCGACAAACCAGAAUUUCUUCGCUUUUUCGCGAUCCAAAUGGGAAAAACAUAUAUUUUACAUACGGUGUUUUAUCGCAGAGACGAAGCGGAGAGCACAGUGUUAUUUUCCAAAAAGAUAAUAUAAAACAGCGCUGUUUCGUUGACGUAUAUUAGUGACAAAUGUUAAAGUGCAAAAAGUCAUCGAAAUUGCAUUAAUCAACAUGAUUGCAUACCUUCAACAUGCAAACAAAAUUUUGAGACGUGUGAAGUGGAAUCUGCUUUGGAUAAAUGCAAUUAAUCCAAGACUAACAAAUUAACAAAAAUUAAGUUUCCUGGACUACUGGUUAUUUUUCGACAGUUUGUGAUAAUUUGGAAUAUAAUAGAUGCAGUAUUAUAAAACCGCUGAACCCCAAAUUACACUAAGGAUAUACGAAGUAUGUAGCUUUAGCUGACCGUUUGUGGAGCAGCAGUAUAAGUAGGAUCUAAAACCUUUUCUCAAGCUUGUCUUCUUUGACAAUGACGAUUGUAUUGCAUAUACGCUGGUUUUUUAAACCCCACAUAUUUGAGGGUGCUUCAUUUGGAUUUUUUUAAUUUUCUCCCAGAAAAGGGGAGAUCGUGUGAGCGAUACUCCGAACAAUAGACUCGACGUUUGGACCUAUUCUAAAUUCGGAUAGAGUAUUACGUACUCAUUUUAUUUCUUUUGUACUAAUUUCAAGUUUGCUUAAGUGCUUACCAUGCUUAUUAAAAUGGGUUAUAUACAG
This is a messenger RNA of Mizuhopecten yessoensis (Yesso scallop), 2081 nucleotides long. RefSeq names its product GTPase IMAP family member 7-like. NCBI's taxonomy places the organism in Eukaryota, Metazoa, Mollusca, Bivalvia, Pectinida, Pectinidae. The coding region runs from base 113 to 1264 and encodes 383 amino acids. The transcript is spliced from 3 exons. The record is from RefSeq and is a predicted model, not a curated record. Gene Ontology annotation, molecular function: GTP binding.